AUGGAAAAGUGGACAAAAAAAAAGUCCAAAGAAUUACCGAUGAUUCUAUUUAUUGACCAAAUUAUUGAGAGUUCUGAAGAUCUCUUUACGCAAUGGGUACACCUUUUCCAUAUACGAACCAUUGGUAGUUUUCGAAGGCCUUGUACAAGCACCCCGGAAAAAGUCGAAGCCAUGCUUACCGUUACUCACAUAACUUAUGCUGUUUUAAUUACUUUGUUCAUUCAUACUUUAAUUAUUCGUCUUACGUUAAUCCAUCAUCUUUGGUUUUCUAUGUCAAAUAUUGAUUCAGACUCUAUACAUUCCAUCGAUUUCCCUCCACCCGUCCCACCAAAGGAUGAUAUUCGUCCUAUGGUCCCACCAAAAGAUUUUCCAAGAACUUUCAUCUCAAUCAUUGAUCCUUCUAGCUCUAGCGAUUUGAAUUCUAACGAAACUCCCUCAGCACCAAAGGCAACUGCUACAAUGAAUAACAAAAGAUUUUCAUUUCCUGCUUUAGGUUCACUGUUUACUAACAGAGCAACAACUACAGACAAUGAUGUCCCUCGGAUAUCUUCUCGCCCUGAUAGUAUGUUUUCAAAAAUUUCAUCAUGGUGGUCAAAUUUGAGUAGACUGAAACCAAGAAAUACUGCAAAUGUUGCUCCGAUAACGAUACCUUCAACAUCAUCUUCGGCCACAUCGUUAAUAGCUCCUCAUAUAACGAAUGAUGUAGAUAAUAUUCAGUCUCCAAAAGCUAAAAAACCGAAGAACAUAACCGAUUUGUUUCGGAGGAUGAAUGAACAUUUAAUUCCUGAAUUCUCAAUACCGUCCAGAAGUCAAUCCAUUAAAAGGACUAGUUUUGGAACCUUUAUAGAAAAAUUAAACCGUAAAUUUUCUUUUAAUUCUGGAUCUCGGUCAACCAGAUCGUCUAAAAAUCAGUCGAUAUCAUCUCGAACUAAUCCAUCAAAAACUGAUUGGUCCUCUUCUGCUUCUACUUAUCAUAAUGGAGAUGUUACAAAAGCUGAUGGUAAGCAAAAACAAAAGAUGAUAGUUGACGGUCAUGAUCUUACAGCCUCAACUCAAACCUUAUGCCCUGAUGGAUCUUCAAUUUCAACAACUCAUUCAACUGCAGCUGAAUCUCAUAACAAUGAAGAUGAGAAUAAUGAAGAUAUAUCAGCAGAAGUUUUGGCUCCUUUAAGAUAUAAUUCGUCAGAUGAUACGAUAAAAGGUGCCUCAGGAACAAGCCGUCAUAGUCGAUUACUUGAUAUUUUCACUCCUAAAAGCUCUUCUCAACGUGGUUCAACCUCUUCUCGUGUAAGUCGUGGAAGUGUUGUUCAUACAACAAAUGGUGUUCCCAAUCGUCAUAUCAGGAUCAAUUCAACUAUUAUAAAAGAUCCAACAAGCUUAGAUGACACACAACGAGAGAGUUAUGAGAAUCGACUUUCUUCACAAAUAAGCCCAAAUGCUGAGAUUCCAUAUUAUACAAUUGAUACUGAAGGAGAGGAUAGCAUAUCCGGUAAUGAUACAACAACAGAAGGACAAACUAUGUCACCAUUGCGCCUUUUUAAGAAGAAAUUCUACCAAAAUUUCCUAUCCUCCAAUAAUCAAGAGAUGAAUUCAAAAAAUAAGGUCGAGUCCACAUCAGCGAUAGUCGAUCGUGGAAAUGUACCUAGUUCUAGUCAUGAUACUACAUCUAAUAAAAAACCAUUUUCUCGUAAAUUGUGGUUUGCAAAAUCUUAUGAUUCUGAAGAUCCAUCGGCUUUUCAAACCCGUCCUGAUUCUCUUGUUGCCAAUAUUAAAGUGACAAUUCCCUUAAAAUAUGCGAGGGAUGCUUUUUCCAAUCCCCAAUUAAUAGAUAACAAAGGCCCUGCUAUAUUAAGUAAUUGCCGAAUAGCAUUUAUUCCAAUUAAUUUCUUUGACGGACUUCAUAAUAUUAAAGAACUUUUUCUUGAUCAAAAUUCCCUGAGAGGUCUAUCUGAAGAAAUUUUAAAACUUACCAAAUUAGAAAUAUUAGAUCUAAGCAAUAAUUGUAUUUCACAAUUUAACCCAAGAUUAAAAUUUAAAAAGAUGAAAAAUUUACGCCGUAUAAAUUUGGACAAUAAUGUACUAUCUGAUAUAACGAACAUAUGUAAAAUUAAGACUUUAAGAGAAUUAAGAGCUAAUAAUAAUUUCUUAGGGACAUUAACAAUGGACAUUUCAAAAUUAACAAAGUUACGAUUAUUAUAUUUAGACAAUAAUCAACUUGAAAACCUACCUGAUUCAGUCGGUCGAUUAAAGUCCUUAUGUGUGUUACGCCUAAACAACAAUAAUAUUGAAAGAUUACCAUCAUCGGUGUGUUCAUUGCGUCAAUUAAAAGUUCUGGAACUGAAGUCAAAUUUAUUAACACAAUUACCAGAAAACAUCAAGGAAUUGGAAAGUUUAGCCAAACUUGAUGUUUCCAACAAUCGACUCACUUCACUCCCGAAUGACAUUGUAAAAUGUAGUAAAUUAACUCAUUUGAACGCAUCUAAUAAUAAGCUUGAAUCUAUACCACCUAAAUUUGGACAACUUUAUCGACUGAUUACUCUUAAUCUUCGUCAAAAUCAAAUCAAUAAUCUUCCAGUUGACUUUGGCAAGCUUACAAAUUUAUCAGAUUUGGAUUUGUCUUAUAAUGAAUUGGUCGUAUUACCAGAAGGUUUAGGAAACCUUAAGAAGCUUACCGAAAUUAAAGUCAACAAUAAUCCAUCAUUAUUGGCAAUUCCAGACACAUUACAGAAAUUAACACAAAUAAAAAAGAUUUAUUUACAACAUUGUAAUCUAAGCUCACUUCCAUUUAUAAUGGGAGAAACAUAUAAUCAACUUAAAUAUGUUAACAUAUCUUAUAAUUUAUUCGAUAAUAUCCCUAACCUACAAGGAAUGAACAAUGUCACUGUAUUUAACAUUUCAAAUAAUCGAAUAGUUGAUUUGACAGAAAAAAUAGAUCAAUUAGAAUCUUUAUGCGAAUUGUACGUUAUGAACAACAAACUAACACAAAUACCAAAAUCAAUUGGUAAUCUAAAAAAUUUAGAAAUAUUGGAUGUUUCUGAGAACUUGCUCGUUGAGUUACCAUUAUCAAUUGGUGAUUGUCAAAACUUAAGAGAACUUAAAUUACGAGGUAAUUCAUUAGAGAAAUUACCAGCAACUUUAAGACAUUUGACAAAUUUGGAUAUAUUCCAUAUUGGACAAUGGCCAACAACCGAAUUCAAAGUAAUACAUGAUGAAACUCAACAAGAAAAUUUGAAAUUGAGUCCGUAUCAAGCCAAUAUUCCACAAGACGUUGAACGUACAUUAUUAUGGAGAAUGCAUGAUUCAAUAUUAAAACGAUUAAGAGAAAUUGAUUCCAGUGAUGGGACUUCCGUAAAAUCUUUAAAGAGUUCAAAUGAAAGUAAUGCUUCACAAUAUGGUGGAACUCAUUUAUUAACACCAGAUCUUUCACCGAGUUCUUCAUCGUCGAGGGAUGAUGUAAUAUUAAAAAUGACGGUUUUGAAAGGAGUUUAUGAUCAAAUUAUGAAAGACAUGCGUUACCAUGAUAAAGAGACAAGUAAUGAUGAUAUAACCGAACCUUCAGAUAGUGUGAGGAAAAAAUUUCCAAAAUUUAAAGAUUUUAAAUUUUUAAAAAUUGGUGAUAACAAGUAA
Dentiscutata erythropus is the source of this 3627-nucleotide messenger RNA. The record is from the annotation of a GenBank genome assembly. Lineage: Eukaryota; Fungi; Glomeromycota; Glomeromycetes; Diversisporales; Gigasporaceae.